AUGCCCACAUUGCGCCUCUCUGGCAAAUCCGUCUUUCUUCGCUCCAUCGACAACCCCGCCGAUUGCAAACAGUAUACUGGCCACACUUCCCAGGCCACGGUAGCUCGAUUUUCGCCGAGCGGGUUCUACGUCGCGAGCGGCGAUGCGGCCGGGACAGUCCGCGUGUGGGAUGCCGUGGAAGCUGUGAACACCAAGGGCGAGUACCACAUCAUUUCUGGGCGCAUCAACGAUGUCGCCUGGGAUGGCGACUCGCAAAGGAUCAUUGCUGUCGGCGACGGCCGAGAGCGCUUUGGCCACUGCAUUACGGCCGACAGUGGAAACUCGGUCGGUGAAGUCACCGGCCACUCCAAGGUUGUCAACGCUGUCGCUAUCCGCCAGCAGCGGCCUCUUCGCGCCGCCACCGUGUCGGACGACGGCAGCAUGUGCUUCCUUCACGGAGCGCCCUUCAACCAGCUCGUAACUGUGGGCGCUGACAAGAAAAUCCAAUUCUACGACGGAAAGACUGGCGAGGUCACGUUCUCUAUCGGCGAGGGAGAGCACACGGGGAGCAUAUUUUCGGUCUCGUGGUCCCAGGACGGCAAGAAGUUGGUUACCGCGAGCGCUGACCAGACGGUCAAGCUUUGGGAUGUUGAAGCGCAAAGGCUGAUCCAGUCCUGGAGGCUCGGUCCCGAAGGCGCCGUUAGCAUUGCCGACCAACAAGUUGGCGUCGUGAUCCCCACGGCCGGACCGAUGCCGAGCAGGGUCAUCCAAGGACACAACAAGGCCGUGACCGCGCUUGGUGCCGGCUCCGAUGGCAAAGGGAGAACCUUGUGGACCGGCAGCUUCGACGGGCGCGCCCUUCAUUGGGACAUUGUGUCUGGAGAGGGCACCGCCGUGGAUGGACAAUCCCACUCCAACCAAGUUGUAAAGUUCGCCCCCGGUACCGGCCGUACCUACAGCGCCGGCUGGGAUGACACCCUCAGGACCAUUGAUGAAGCCUCCCAAACUUUUAUCGGUUCUGCCGUAAAGCUUUCCGCCCAGCCCAAGGAUCUGGCAUCUGGAAACGGGCGUGUAUACGUCGCCACGGUCGCCGGUAUCGCCACCUAUGAUGAUGGCAAACUAGUCAAGGAAGUAGCUCUGGGCUACGCCCCGACCGCAGUCGCGGCGCACGGCUCGUACGUCGCCGUCGGUGCCGACGAAAACCGCGUUCUCGUUUACAAGGCAUCGUCUGAUGGAUCUCUCGAUCAGAUCCAUGCCCUUACCAAGUCAACCUCCCAAAUCUCCACCCUCGCCUUCUCCAAGGAUGGCGUCCACCUCGCCGCCGGCAACGCCAUUGGAAAGAUUUUCGUGUACAAGACCUCGGGUAGUUGGGAAGUUGCUACGGAUAGGUGGUCUGCCCACACGGCGCGCGUCACGACCAUUGCUUGGAACGACGAGGGCACUCAUGCGGCCAGCGGCGCGCUUGAUACCAACAUUCACGUGUGGAGCUUGGCUAAGCCGGGUAGCCGAGUCAAGGCCGGCAACGCGCACAAGGACGGUGUCAACGGCCUCGCCUGGAUCGAGGGGAAACUCGCCAGUUCUGGAGGUGACGCGGCUGUUAAAAUUUGGAACGUCAAGCUACAGUAG
Parascedosporium putredinis is the source of this 1605-nucleotide messenger RNA. NCBI's taxonomy places the organism in Eukaryota, Fungi, Ascomycota, Sordariomycetes, Microascales, Microascaceae. The record is from the annotation of a GenBank genome assembly.